CCGGCUCUCCGCGGACCACCUACCACCACCGUCGUAGCCGCGUCAAAUUGGCUCCCCGCAGAGGAAUCAUCGCCUCAAGACAGCGUAAAGACAACAUGACCGGCCAACAGCAGGAGAAGUGGCAGCAGGUUGCCGAGCUAAUCCAACGGCUGGGGCUGGUAUCCGGUGGCCAGGAUGAGCCACGAAUAGCCGCCCAGGUCGCGAGGAUGACUACCCGCCAACUCCUGCAGGACCCAGUGCGGGCGGCCAUCUACAACCGGGGCUGGGCGGACCGUACGACGGACAUUCAGCGGAGGUUGCGGCCACACCGACCACCAUCAACGUCAACACCCGGCAGCCGCACACCGUCCUUGACAAGGCCACCACCCCCAGCAACGACACCUGCCCCCGUAACACCUGCGGAGCCGGCACCGGUACCCAGGCCAACGGGGGUACUCCCCGGCCCAACGGGAAGGGUGAGGACGGAGGCGCAGCAGGCAAGGAACCGCCGGAAAUUCCAACAGCUGAAGGAGAAGAGGAAGGCCAGGGAAAGCGAGGCAAGCCAACAACGUCGGCUUGCCAAGCAACCCGCGCCAACCUCAGAACCGGAAGCAGCCGGCACGCCUCCGACCAACCCUACACCGAUGGAGGUUGACAAACCGGCCUCCAAGGACGGCAAGUCCGAGGAGCCGGGACAACCCACCAGCCAGGAGUCGCCAGACCAAUCGGAGUCCACGGUAGAAAUUACCGAGACAGAUUGGCUGGUGGCGUUCGAGGGGAUGCCAGAUUUGGACGAGCACCACUCGUACUACACUCCGGUAGGGUCCCCAAAACACCUUCAAUAA
Messenger RNA from Metopolophium dirhodum (rose-grain aphid), 824 nucleotides. Its product is annotated as proteoglycan 4-like. NCBI's taxonomy places the organism in Eukaryota, Metazoa, Arthropoda, Insecta, Hemiptera, Aphididae. The record is from RefSeq and is a predicted model, not a curated record. The transcript has 2 exons. The coding region runs from base 96 to 824 and encodes 242 amino acids.